Molecule: messenger RNA, 1519 nt
Organism: Nelumbo nucifera (sacred lotus)
Lineage: Eukaryota; Viridiplantae; Streptophyta; Magnoliopsida; Proteales; Nelumbonaceae
Source: RefSeq, a predicted model, not a curated record
CAACAUUUGCCGUGUCCACACAAAAAUAUUAACCAUGGAGCUCUUCUUUCUAUCUCUAUCUGUGCUUCUUAUCGUCGUCUCUCUUGCCCUUAGCUUCUAUGCUUACAGAAGCAGCAAGGUGGGCGGUGCCACCAAGCUGCCCCCUGGUAGUCUUGGAUGGCCCAUCAUUGGUGAGACUCUUGAAUUUGUGUUCGGAAAGCCAGAGAAAUUUGUGGGAGAUAGGAUGAAGAAGUACUCCUCUGAUAUCUUCAAGACCAAAAUAUUUGGAGAGCCGACCGCCGUUAUUUGUGGCCCCGCCGGUAACAAAUUCCUCUUCUCCAACGAGCAAAAGCUCGUUGUAGCUUGGCGUCCACAUCCUAUGCAGAGGYUCUUCCGCUCCUACCAGCAGCAGGCUUCAGCUCCGGYUGCAGUUCCCCCCAAGCGCGGGGAAGAGACAAAAGUCUUGCGUUCCCCAGGCUUUCUUAAGCCGGAAGCUUUGGUUCGAUACUUGGGCAAAAUGGACUCAAUCAGUCAGCACCACCUCCAAACGUACUGGGAAGGAAGAGAUGAAGUGAAGGUYUUCCCCCUUGCCAAGACAUUCACACUAACCUUGGCCAGUCGUUUCUUCUUGGGGAUUGAAGACCCAGAACGAGUGGCCAAGCUUGUGAGUAAAUUUGAUGACAUGACCUUGGGAAUGCAUUCCAUAAUUUUAAACUUCCCUGGAACGCAAUUUUAUCGUGGUAGCAAGGCGGCCAUUGAAGUUCGGAAGGAGCUUCAGCUGGUGAUUAAAGAGAAGAAAACAGCAAUGGCUACCGGUGCACAAAUGCAAGACAUACUGUCCCAUAUGAUCGUAGCGACCGAACCCACUGGCAGGCUUAUGCCAGAGGCCGAGAUCGCCGAACAAAAGGAAAUCUACCUGUCGAAAAAAGCUGGAGAUGCACUAGAAUGGGAUGAUAUUCAAAAUAUGAAAUACUCAUGGAAUGUAGUAUUAGAAGCAAUGAGACUGACACCCCCUCUACAAGGAACAUUCAGAGAGGCAAUAACUGACUUCACCUAUGCUGGAUAUACCAUCCCAAAGGGUUGGAAGGUGUAUUGGACAGUUAGCAGUACAAACAAAAAUCCAGAGUAUUUCCCAGAACCAGAAAAAUUCGACCCAACAAGAUAUGAUGAAGGGACUGGAUUUCCAAUUCCUUACACUUUAGUUCCAUUUGGCGGAGGACCUCGAAUGUGUCCAGGAAAAGAGUAUGCUCGAUUAGCAGUACUCACCUUCAUCCAUAACGUGGUGAAAAGGUACAAAUGGGAAGUGGUGUUUCCGGAGGAGAAGAUAAUAGGCGAUAUGAUGCCUACCCCUGCAAAAGGACUUCCGAUUCGUCUGCAUCAACAUUAGGAAAAUUUUCUGUCCACAAAGUUUCCCCACUUCUUGUUCAUUUCCCCUUUCUUCCUUUUAUACAGUGAAUCGUUGAAGCAUAAGCAAUGUAGAUCAUGGCAGCGGUGAAAACCUAUAUAUCCCCCGGCUUUUUAUUUCUUUCUUAAUUUGUUC